Symbiodinium natans is the source of this 1110-nucleotide messenger RNA. NCBI's taxonomy places the organism in Eukaryota, Dinophyceae, Suessiales, Symbiodiniaceae. The record is from the annotation of a GenBank genome assembly.
AUGCGCCGCCAUUCCGCGAAGGCGAAGCUACUGAAGCGUUUGGCUGGCUGGUUGGGUGUUGUUGCGUUCGUGCCCCUAUUGCGGUGGCACGCUCGAAGUUUUGUAAGCUCCAACACCUGCCAGCAUCCACCAUCACAUUUGGCUUGCAAUGCAUUUUUCCAGGGGGAUGGAUUUCGUCCAGGUGAAACAAUACCUUUCACUCAGAGCAGCACGAACGAUGAAGCAAAAGGCCGACGGAAAGGAGGUGUAGACGAAAUUGAUGAGGAUUCGGACAUUUUCAAUACAGGCGAGUUCAACCCUUACGAAAUCCUAGAUGUUUCCCCCUUUGACGACAUCGGAGCGGAUGAGCUGCGUGCUGCCUUCAGGAAGCAAGCCAAAAUCUAUCAUCCUGAUGUCCCUGGAACUGGGAGCGCAGAAAAAUUCCAGCUAAUCAAGCGUGCAGUUGAGGAGCUUGCAUCGCUUGGAAUGGUUGGGGAGUGGAAGUCGAAAGUUGCAGAGCCCAUCAAUCGAAAAGAGAGAGGCCAAACCAUGUCCGAGGAUUAUUGGGAAUUGCGUGGUCGUGACUUCUUCGCUGAAUUGGAGACGGAGUUGACAGAUGAACUCAAAAUGAGGUUCAAUGAGUCCGACAAAGAUUUGUCAGAUGAUCAGCUCCGGGGACGCUAUCAGAAGGAGAAUGAGUACUGGGAAGAGUUGCGUGCACGUCAAGCAGACCAGGAUGUCCUUGACAGGGUGGAGGAUUGGAUCGAAAAGAAGCGUGAGCAGCGCCGGCUUGCCGUGAGACAACGGCUCAGAGGCGGAUCUCCGCCCAAAGAACUCGGCAUUCCAUCAGAGCCUGCUUCGGCGAAGACUUUACAGAUUGUGGAGCAUCGCAUAGCUCAAUGGAUAGGUCUUCCUGAAAGCAUGCUGACUGACAUGACACUGGAUGAGAUAGGUUUUUUUGACCCUUCAAGUUGGGAUGAUGUUUCCAUCUGUUUAAUGUUGUUGGAAGAAGACUUCGAUGCCGACCUGGUAAAUGUAAUGGAAAAGAAAGGUCAAGGUGCAAAGAUACAGUUGCCCGACUGGGUUAAAACGAUUGCAGACUUUGCUGAUUUCGUGGAGCUGAAGCUGUAG